CACCACUCCAGCUCGACUCCACCACCCUCGCCAGCAGCUCCCCCGACGCCUCCCAUUCCAUCAACCGCACUCCCUCCAAUCAGUUCCUGCAGCAGUAAUCCAUCACAACCGCCAGCAUGUCCACCGAUCUCUGUCCCGUUUAUGCCCCCUUCUUCGGUGCGAUGGGCUGCACGUCAGCCAUCGUAUUCACCUGCUUCGGUGCUGCGUACGGUACCGCCAAGGCCGGCGUUGGUGUCUCAGCUAUGGGUGUUCUCCGCCCUGAUUUGAUCGUCAAGAACAUUAUCCCGGUCGUCAUGGCUGGUAUCAUUGGUAUCUACGGGCUCGUUGUGUCUGUGCUGAUUUCGAACGACCUUACGCAACAAUCCUCCCUUUUCACCGGCUUCAUCCAAUUAGGUGCUGGCCUAUCCGUCGGUCUUGCUGGAAUGGCUGCUGGGUUCGCUAUUGGAAUUGUCGGUGACGCUGGUGUGCGAGGAACUGCACAACAGCCACGGUUGUUCGUCGGCAUGAUUCUGAUCCUCAUUUUCGCUGAAGUCUUGGGUCUCUACGGACUCAUCGUCGCCCUUCUCAUGAACUCCCGAGCCAGCACUAGCGUGUGUUCUUAUUAGGCACGUCCAGACUAUAUGACGAGGACUUGCAGCUCAGGCAACUACUCUGCAUCGAGACUCCUCGAAGCCGGAGACGUUAGGUCCUACGGAAGGCGUUGACUGGAAACGAACCACACCUCAUGCCCAUCUCUCCUCGGAACUCAUCCCGGCACGACCACAUAUCUCCUUAUCUCGCAUGAUGCUCACGGAAUCGAUUGCGCGAUUAGAGUGGCCAUGCCUGUAUGUUUUGUAUUCUCGAGUGUAUCUUGUUUUGCGGACAGGCUUUCUCCGCUUGGCGGUGGAAAGCAGAGUGGAGUGGAGUGGAUUGGAUCGGAUGGGAUGAUGGGUAGAUAAUGGAAGCAAAACUCAUUUGCCUUUUUCAUCUGGCGCGCGUGCGAUUGUAAUUCUAUCUCCUUUUCCUUACAAUUUGAUAG
Mytilinidion resinicola is the source of this 1018-nucleotide messenger RNA. RefSeq names its product vacuolar ATP synthase 16 kDa proteolipid subunit. Gene Ontology annotation, biological process: proton transmembrane transport. Gene Ontology annotation, molecular function: proton-transporting ATPase activity, rotational mechanism. The record is from RefSeq and is a predicted model, not a curated record. The transcript has 5 exons. Bases 117 to 605 code for a protein of 162 amino acids. Gene Ontology annotation, cellular component: proton-transporting V-type ATPase, V0 domain. Lineage: Eukaryota; Fungi; Ascomycota; Dothideomycetes; Mytilinidiales; Mytilinidiaceae.